This is a messenger RNA of Nelumbo nucifera (sacred lotus), 1645 nucleotides long. Its product is annotated as Ribophorin I. Lineage: Eukaryota; Viridiplantae; Streptophyta; Magnoliopsida; Proteales; Nelumbonaceae. Gene Ontology annotation, cellular component: oligosaccharyltransferase complex; membrane. The record is from RefSeq and is a predicted model, not a curated record.
CUUCAAGGUCAAACCAGUAACAGAAGAAACAGCCAUGGGAGCUCUGCUUGCAGUUCGAGUUGCCCUAGUUUUCUUCUUUGUAUCAUUUGUAACAUUAUUCCCUAGUCCUGUUUACUCGCAGGAGCUUCUGAUCGCCAAUGCCGAGCGAAGAAUUGACUUGACCUCUCACAUAAUAAGGGUUUACUUGACUUUGAAGGUUGAAAAUACUGGAACAUCACCUGCUUCAGAAUUUCUUCUUGCCUUUCCACCUACUCAAGUUAACCAUUUAGCACUGGUCAAAGCAGUGGAAGCUGUAGGGAAACGGAAAAAGAAAACUUAUGUACCCCUUUCUGUAAACCCUGUUGAGCUAGAUGAUGCACCAAAUGGAACCCGGUUCUUCUCUGUCUCUUUGAUCAAUCCGUUAAAGCAAGGUGAAACUGUAACAGUGGAAGCUUUACUUGUAUUAACACAUUCUUUAGAACCUUUCCCGGCAGAGAUCAGCCAAUCAGAAUCUCAGUAUGUGUAUUACCAUGACAGUGCAAUAAUAUUGUCACCUUAUCAAAUUAAAGAACAAACAACAUAUAUUAAAACACCAAGUACCAGGAUUGAGUCUCAUACAAGGGUAGAACCCACCAAACUUUCCGGUAAAGAAAUAAAAUAUGGACCUUAUGCUGAUCGUCUGCCAUAUUCCUUUUCUCCAAUUAUAGUUCAUUUUGAGAACAACCAUCAUUUUGCUGUCAUUGAGAAACUUGUACGCGAAGUGGAAGUAUCUCAUUGGGGCAACCUUCAGAUUACAGAACACUAUGAGCUGGUUCAUGCUGGUGCUCGGCACAAGGGCAUAUUUUCAAGGCUCGAAUAUCAAUCAAGAGCAUCCAUUAGUGGUGUAUCUUCAUUUAAGGAUCUCCUUGUAAGACUCCCCCCUCGGGUGCACUCUGUUUACUAUCGAGAUGAGAUUGGGAAUAUCUCAUCUUCACACCUACGUACUGAUUCUCAGAAGUCAGAACUUGAAAUAGAACCUCGCUAUCCUUUGUUUGGGGGUUGGAAAGCCACUUUUGUCAUUGGAUAUGGGCUACCAUUGCAAGACUUCCUCUUUGAGUCAUCUGAUGGCAGACGCUACCUUAACUUCAGUUUUGGAUGUCCUGUUGCUGGUACAGUGGUCAACAAGUUGAUUUUAAAAGUUGUGCUACCAGAAGGAUCCAAAGAUCCAUCUGCCAUGGUCCCUUUCCCAGUGGACCAGUAUAUAGAGAGAAAGUACUCAUAUCUUGAUGUUGUUGGGAGGACAGUGGUGGUUCUUGAAAAGGAAAAUGUAGUUCCUGAGCAUACUUCUUAUUUCCAGGUUUAUUACAAGUUCAACCCAAUUAGCAUGCUUGCAGAGCCACUGAUGUUGGCAUUAGCAUUUUUUCUAUUUUUCAUGGCUUGUGUAGCUUACCUACAUAUUGAUUUCUCCAUCCGCAAGGGAUAACAUCAAACAUCAUUUAGAAGAUUGAAGGUGCUUUUUUGACCUGUUGGAAAUAUUUAUGGAGCAUUUGGACAAGAUGUGUUCUGAAAUGGUUUCAACUUUUCUUAGAGAUGAUUACAUCAUUACAUGAAUAGUUGACUAAUUAUAGAGAUGCUACUGAAAUCAUUUGAGGUGUUCAUGGAAUGACAUCCUUCCUAAGUUUAUUCA